CAAGUUGAACAGGCGAGGUCCUCUGUUAAACAGUUUAAUGAAAUAUCGUGCCUUUGGUCUUCCUCGCUUCAUCAACAUUUUUCGAAAUCCUUCCUGACUUUUUUCAUCCUCCCUGAGCCUCCACCUUUUUUAGCAAAGGUUUCUGUUUAAUAACUUUUACACAAGGAAGACAACAAACAGUACCUACUGAUUGAUGUCACGAAGUUCUUCUGCUGCGGUUCACGAUGUUACCUCAAGUAGUGCAUACUUACUGAUAUUUUUAGAAAUUUUACUGCACCUGCGUGUGACCAUGAUUUUUUUAGCGUCAAACCCGGUCCCCCGAUGGGUAUUUCUCCCAAGCAAAAUUGAAAGGCAAUGAGAAAGAAGUAGGUACAACUCAGAAUAAAACUCACUAUCCCGCCUCCAGCAUGCGACUGGUUUGACUUUGGGAAUCAAGUAGAAGUCGUCGGUCAUAUUUUGUACCUGAAGUAAUUAGGACAAUUUGAGAUUGAGCUUCAGUUUCUUGUAGAUCUAGAUCUUGUUCUAGAAACAUAAUUAAAAUUUUAGUUAUAUAUAGUAUUCGUUGUUCUAGGUUGGUAGCACUAGCUUCAUGUCCAUCCGCCUGCACUACAUGUUGUACUUAAAAAGAUAAACAGGAGCCUAGCGAACAUAUAUUAUAGAAGAUGUCUGUCGACCCGCAAUUUGAUUCGGGGACGACAUGCGUCGAUCUCCUCGACAUGGAAUCAGAGGCUUUCAUGUACUUGGACGGCGUGACUACAGUCACUUUUUUCGAUGGUCCGUGUCCCUUGGAACAGGUGAAAGAGCGACUCGUGAAAGUCGUGCAAGAGUCGCCCUGGGUAGCGGGAAAAUUGGUCAAGAAGAAAGCAAAGAAAACAGUCUACCAAAUGUCGUUCGACACGGUUGCAGCAGCACCAGAAAAAAUCGUGGAGAAACUCCUAUGCUGUUGGUGAAGGUAAUCAACGGCACUAAUUUAUUUGAUCGAAAAGAAUAGAAGAGGUUUACGAGGUAGAUUCUUGUUGUCAUGAUCCUCGAAGGUCAUCAACAACAAGAAGAAGUACUUGAACUUGUUCAUGUCUAUCCAAAAUCAAGAUCUGGCUGUAUGAGUAUCAUGGUAAGGCUAGAUUGAUCUGCUUCUAACGCUGGUGUCCGAAAUCGAAAUGGGUAUCUUUUCUACGGACAAAAGAGCGAUGCCCACGUCUUGCGAGGCCUUCGUCAAGAAGGUCGGAAAAACCAAGGGUCACAUCAAAGAAGACGGGUUUGGUCUCGUGAAGAAAGGCCUGCCUUAUGCGCGCUUGACGAUAGUAAGACCGAGCAGUAACUCGGGAUCGGCGGUUGGCGCGACUUCCGCGUGGGCACUGAUAUUUUCGGUUUCCCACGUCAUCGCUGAUUUAUGAAGAUGACACUCUAUCAACAGGAAAGUCCAGAACUUCUUUGUAGUCGAGGGUCCGCAUCAACACUGCAUUGAGUAAAGCAACUUGUUCCCCUACUCGUUGUUUCAGUAAAAUCAACUCACGUUCUUUCACGUAAGUUGUAACACUUAAUUCUACAACAUGAUAGAUGAACUACCACGAAUAGUACACGUCCACUACAAGAACUACGACUACCACAAGCAGUAACUCUACUCCUUUUCAUACGGCGGAUACACAUAUUACAGGCUGCUCCAAAUGUUGUCCACGAAAGAAGAAAUUGUGUCGCUGAAUCCCGAGAGAUGGCACAGUUUCGUACCAAGGCUCAAAGAAGCAGUGGGUGCAAAUGUCUAUGCCACGUAUUUGGGCUCUGCGCCGCUUAUCAUGAACUACAUUGGUAAUAUGCUGUUCGGAGGCAAACCUCGCGCGAAAGCAUUCUAUGUGGAUGCGGCGAAAGUGCAAAAAGCGAAAGAUACGGCUAUUUUUUCAAGAGCCACCUUCUUUGUGUUGUUAUUAGUUCUUGUUUAGUAGAAGUAGCAGUAGGUGUAGCAGUGGCGAUAAAGCAGGAUCAUCAUCGUGAUCGUGUAGUAGAUUUUGACUUCGUUUCGUCCUGAUGCUGAUGGUGCACUAGAUGUUGUUCACUUAUGAUAAAUACAACUACUGACAUAUCCAUGUGCUCAAGGUGAUGACUAAGAUACAAGUAGAAUUAGAAUUUGUCCACGUCGUUGUCGUUCAUUUGAAGCCGUGGUAUUCGUAUGCGUAUGUUGGCAGAAUAGUCAUCUCGUGAUCGCACAGAAGUGAUUUCUAAAAAGAAGAAAAGUAGCUCAUCAGGAACAAGCGGGACAGAUUUCGUUUCGACCAACGAUAUUCUCACGGCUUAUUGGGGUAGAAUGACCGGUGCUCGGCUAGUUGAAAUGUCUGUCAACUUCCGAGAACGCUUCCAGGAGUUGAACAAACAACAUGCGGGAAACUAUUAUGAUUACAUCGUCACGGAAAGGCAACGGAGUUGUCGUGCUGAUAUGUCGUCGCUAUAGCUAUCAUAGAUACUAUUUUAUCAUCUUGACGUUGACCACGACCUAGAUCUUGUUUUACAUCAUCGUCAUCCUUUUUACUUUGCAGCAGACUCUGGAGGAACUACAUCAUCUUGAUCUUCCUCUAAGACUACGAGGGUUGUAUGCUUUUUGCACCUGGUGAUUUUCAGGAUCCUGUCAGCAUUCGCAAAGGGAUCCAGCGCAAGGACGGCAAGUUCCAAUCGAUUACCGAGAAACCACUACCUGGCUUUUUCGAGAUGCGAAGAUGCAAAUACCGCAUUAUCAGUAAUUGGUCGUCCUUCUUCUCAGAACUGGAGUUAUGGAGAACAGAGGCUUUAACAUUAUAUAAACAUUGUAAUUAUGGAUAUGGACGACAUGGUAAGUAGGCAAAAAAUUCUAAAUGAACAGAGUGCGUCUUCAAUUACGUAUGUAUGAAGAAAGCAUAACAAGUAAUAGUAAGUUUUAGUAGCUAGUCCUAGCGCCACGGACACGGAGUUCGACGAGCAGAUUGGCAUUGGUCGCGGCAACAUCAUAAGAAGAUAACCCUCUAAUGCUUUUCGAUGACUGCACUCAGACCUUACACAUCCCGUAUCUGGCGCCGAGUGCUAUGCCAACGGACGUUCUGAUAAUUUUUCGUCCCACACGCUCGACCUACGGCGUUUUCACCAUUACUCGAAAACUGAAGGAUACCGCUUUCACAUCCAACGACUCGCCUUUGGGCGCGGAAAUCAUUCCUACAAAGAAUGUCGUCAAAUAACAUUUUUGAAUACAAAAAGGGACUACUUUGUAUCUUUGUGAAUACGACCCGUUCAAAUGAAGAACAAGUAGAAGAAGGGCGCAGUGCUAAGGAUGAGGAGUAUGCGACUUCGUUCGCGCUGCAAACUGCGUUUGCCCUCAUAUAGAAGUAAGAAAACAUAAGCAAGCAGCAACAUAGUACCAAGGCUUCUAAGUAUGCGUAUGCCAAGUUUGUUGGCUCUUCCUGGUUUUUCUCCUAUCGUAGUCGUUAUUUCACAGUGGGUAGGAGUAUACACCAACCGGAGACAAUGACACCCAGGAGCAGCCUCAACAAUAUCGAUGUAUAGCUCGAAGUUUGUUCUUAACAUGAAUUGACCCCUUUUCAGAGUUCUUCAUCCUCCAAAUUCGAAGUCGUGUUUUUGCACAGACGAAAUUACACGGAGAAAACGAAUGCGAUUUUACCCGCGGCCCAAGUAAUUUCCUGGUCUCCAUGGAAUUUGAAACUUUGUUUUUUAUUGAUGUUCAAUUUGAUCCCUUCACCUUCUGGUGUCACUGGAAACCAUGCAAAUACAUUGUUCUCAAUGUGAUGAAUCCGACUCGAAGGAGAACGAAAAAUCCACCCAACGUCCUCCACAUGCUGGAGCCGGUGGUAAAAGAAUUCAAAUUGACUCACUGGCCGUGCAGUUGGUGCCAUACAGGAAC
This is a messenger RNA of Amoebophrya sp. A25, 3874 nucleotides long. The record is from the annotation of a GenBank genome assembly. Lineage: Eukaryota; Dinophyceae; Syndiniales; Amoebophryaceae.